This is a messenger RNA of Brassica napus (rape), 461 nucleotides long. RefSeq names its product kinesin-like protein KIN-14L. NCBI's taxonomy places the organism in Eukaryota, Viridiplantae, Streptophyta, Magnoliopsida, Brassicales, Brassicaceae. The record is from RefSeq and is a predicted model, not a curated record. The transcript is spliced from 3 exons. The coding region runs from base 1 to 411 and encodes 136 amino acids.
AUGGCAGAACAAGCAUUCCUCAACUCCAGCUGUUGCAGACUCCUGUUAAAGAAGAUCCCAGAAACGAGAUACAGUUUAUUUUGUGGAUCUAGGACUAAUGGAAAAAGUUCACACAUACGGAAGUCACUGAGGACAAUCGGAAAGCUGAUCAAUGGCUCAGAGAAGAGAAAGGAGAACAUUCCUACAAAUCCACGGUCACCGCUUGGAGUCUCAAAUAAUUUCAGUGGUGUGAAGUCGCCACACACAACCAACGCUAAAACACUGAGAAGGCAAUCACUCACAGGUGUAAUGCCAUCAGGAACUGAAAGAUCACGUAGAUCCUCAAUAGGAGGAAAUCCAAUUGAGAAUGGUGAAAGUGGUGUAAGAACUGCAAAGACACCUCCUCCACUGUGCGUUCAUCAUCAAAGAUAGGGAAGAAGAGGACGUAACUAAAGAGUAUUGAAGAAUAACACGUUCCCUUG